Messenger RNA from Umbelopsis ramanniana AG, 2118 nucleotides. RefSeq lists its product as uncharacterized. Gene Ontology annotation, molecular function: guanyl-nucleotide exchange factor activity. The record is from RefSeq and is a predicted model, not a curated record. Lineage: Eukaryota; Fungi; Mucoromycota; Umbelopsidomycetes; Umbelopsidales; Umbelopsidaceae. Gene Ontology annotation, biological process: intracellular signal transduction. The transcript is spliced from 5 exons. The coding region runs from base 242 to 1891 and encodes 549 amino acids.
CAAAAUUGGAGGAAUUACAUUACCAGUUUUUUUUAUUGGCGAUGUUGAAAGACAGCGAUACUUAGCGAAGCCUUUUUCUUAAAAUUGGGGGGUUCGGUGAAACCCGAUGCUCAAAUUCUUUUCUUUUCAACUUUUUAUCAAAGUCAUUUUUCUUUCUUUCGCAGGACGUUAGACCAGCAAUACGUAGAGCUACAAGCGACCAUUCUCUUUAGCCAUUAUUAACUGGGACGAUCCGUUUAUCAUGGAUACGUCCAAACGAAACUCUACUACCAACAUCGAUAUCGGCCAGUUGGAUGCGUUGUCUGAGCUUCGCUUGACUGUCAGUCGACGACAUUCGGAUGUUGAUCUUCCGGAUUCGCCAAUAACAGACGACGAACAUUCCUCACCAACUACGCCCAAAAGCAGUGAAGCACCAUACCAUAUGUCUGAAGCUGCUGUUGAUGUUCAAAAUAAACUUGGUUUAGAACGACAGUCAAAAUUCAAGCGCGCAACAACCUUCCCUGUGGCAGGAGACAAGCCAGUGCGAAGUAACACUGCAGCUAGUUUGAAGCCAUGCCAUUCAAAGCUUUGCCGCUAUUUUUGCUCUGAAGAGAAUAGUUCGCUUUGUCCAAGCAAACAAACCGAUCGACCCGAAACGCCAAAUUCUUCCACACCCCCUCCCAUGGCCGCCGCACCAAAAAAUAAAUCUUUCAAACGUUCACUUUUUUCAUCUAAAAGCCGUCGACCUGUAUCAGCCAUCUUGACUCCCCAAAAGCCAAAGGAUGAGAAUCUUCACCAUAGUCGAACACGCAGUGGCGGAGACGAAUCCAGCAUCAUUGAGCCGACGCCAUCCCUCGAUCGGAGUAGCUCAUCAUCCUCUACGUUAUCAUCACACGGAUCGUUCCAUUCUGACCGUUUGAUCAAUGCUCUUGCAGCCGGUGAUUUGUCCCCAGUAACGGAUACCGACUCAGGCUCAGAGAGUACGCUAUGGAGCGAAAGUAAUGCAUUUGCAACAGUUAUCAAUUCCGCACCGGUAUCUGCGGCGUCGUCUCCUAAACUAAACCCUUUGGAAAGUCAGCGAAAAGGCUUUUUUGCUAAAAGAGCCAAUACACAGCCUGUGAUGACCAUCGAUGUCAGACCAGGAAAAGGAAUUAAAGCUGCUCUUCGUAACAAGAGAGAAGCAGCUGUACUUAAACGAGAAACCAAAGCUAUCAGCAUAUGGAGGACAAGUACCCUAGCUUUACUGGAGGCUGGACCUGACGAGCCCACCUUUGCGGAAUUGAACAAGUCACCGGAAAAAGUCGAAAAAGAUGCACUCAUGAGGCGGUUUAUCAUUUAUGAGAUAUACACCACAGAAAAGUCUUACUUAAAGAACCUCAAGAUUGUCAAAACGAAAUUCAUGGACCCUAUGCUCGAAUCUGCCAAACUUGGAAGUCCUCUUGUACGAUCACAAGACCUUCCCAUAUUGUUCGCUCAUUUAGCUGAUGCUAUCAAGAUAUCAACUCAAAUAAUCGAUCAGUUUGAAAAAUACAAGGAAGAAAGUGGCAUACUUUGGCGCAAGUGCCCCUUACGAGUUGGUCACAUCUUCAAGGAUUUAAAUGACGACAUGGGAUGCUAUGUGAAGUAUGCCUUGGACUACCAUUCAUUUGAGAAAGUCCUCAAACGUGCUGUGCGCAACGUGGAAUAUCAAAAAUUCAAUCAGGAUUCUAUCAACAACUUGGAGACAAACCGCAUGGGUCUUGCAGAUUACUUGAUUAUGCCCAUUCAGAGAGUCACCCGUUACGGAUUGCUUCUAAAAGAUCUGAAGAAGCAUACGUCGGUUGCGAACCCGGACUACGAGGAUUUGGACGGUGCCAUCAAGAUGAUAACUGGUUUAGCGAUCGCGAUGAACCAUGCCCAGAAGAAAAACUGAACCAGUUCAACAAACAACCUCACUGGCUAGGUUGAUAUUGUACAUAAUGAAUCUCAAUCUACCAAGAACAGCAACAAAGAAUAGUAUAGCAUCAUAAACCCCCUUUCUCACCUACACACACCCAUUAAUGAUCCUUUUCCUCGCUCAUACUCCUAGCUAUUGCAUACCUUCCCAAGAACUUGGCUCAUAAUUUGUUUUUUUCUUAAUCCCUUUCCGUUAUUAAAACU